Cynoglossus semilaevis (tongue sole) is the source of this 1347-nucleotide messenger RNA. It is a transcript of the gene fgf21, whose product is annotated as fibroblast growth factor 21. The transcript is spliced from 4 exons. The coding region runs from base 225 to 848 and encodes 207 amino acids. The record is from RefSeq and is a predicted model, not a curated record. Lineage: Eukaryota; Metazoa; Chordata; Actinopteri; Pleuronectiformes; Cynoglossidae. Gene Ontology annotation, molecular function: growth factor activity.
GUUCCUCUUCACUUUAAUCAUGUAGUAACGUCUGACUCAUGUGGGCUGACGUCCUUCUCUAAAACGCUUAAAAGGGCCAAAACUGCCGUGCUUCAAAGUAAUACUGAAAAGCACUUGUUUGUGUCAUAUUUAUGGUAUAAAUAUUAUUUAUUUAUUUAUUUUUUUCUCCACUACUUUGGUCUAUUUUUUAACAGAAAAAAAAAAUUUCACCAAAAACAAUUCAAAUGUUUUUACUUUUGCACAGAGUUUUAUCCGUUAACCUCAUAUCGCUGCUUUUUAUUAUGCUGCCUCCUUUUACUUUAUCAUUUUUUCUCACUGACUCCAACCCGCUCUUAUCCUUUGGUAAUCAAGUCAGGGAAGUCCACCUUUACACGGAUAACCACAGAAGAGGACUAUACCUGGAGAUGACUCCGGAUGGGAGAGUUUCAGGAAGUGACGGUCAGACAGCCUACAGUGUGCUGGAGCUGAAAUCUGUGAAACCAGGCCACGUUGUCAUCCGGGGACAAUCUUCGUCCAUGUUUCUUUGUGUGGACAGCCGUGGGACAUUGAAGGGACAGAGUCACUACACAGAAACAGACUGCACCUUUCGAGAGCAGCUGCUAGCAGACGGGUACAGCCACUUCACGUCUUUGCACCAUGGCGUUCCUGUGUCUUUGGCCAAAAAGCUCCACUUGGGUCAACACACGCUGCCCUUCGUUAAAUUUCUGCCACUCAGGAAUGUUAGACGGUACGAAUCCGUGUCAGAAACACCACAAACCAACCAGAGACAUUUCAAUUUGGACUCCGAUGAUCCUGUUGGAAUGGCCCUUUAUUCUAUGGCAAGUCCUCAGUUCUCACUGGAAAAGUAAUGACUGACUCACUUGAAGUUAAAGCGUGCCUUCUGGCAGUGUGCAGACUUGACUUUGUUUUGUUUUGAUUGUGUAUUUAAUUUUUUUUUUAUUAUUAUAACUAACGCAUUAUUUAUGAAUUUGUAAUAUAUUUAAAAUGGGGCUAUCGAUUUAUUAAAAUAUUUAAUUGUGAAUUUGUGAUUUAUCGUGAUUUUUUUCAUCUGUAUUAAAAUAUAUUAAAUAAGAAAUCAUAAGAGUCUUUAUUAUAGGAAAUGACAAAUACAUAAAAAUACAUUAUGGCACGUUGAUGUAUUAGUGGAGGAGUUUGAAAUACAAAUAGCGGCGUACGGGGUUUUGAGCAGGAUGACUACAGUACAGUACUACUGUUCAUGGGUUGAGCAAAGGUUCUGAAUCAUAACAGUACAACACUGCCCUCUACUGUACGGUAACACGAAAAGCAGGUUUACAAAAGCAUUCAUGAAGCUAAUGUUUAGAGCCAGAGCUUGAAGGUUAUCUCUGA